CCUUUCAACUGUGUUAUUCUGUUCUUUUGUCUUGCCAGAUUCCAGGCUAAGGAAACAUAUGAGAAUCCGGUGGAUUUACUUCUAGAGCCAAAGUGGACAAUCUGGGAUUGCAGUGAUGUAAUUCCGCUUCUGAAAAAUGCCAUGAAAAAAUUGAGAGAUACUCUGGAAAGGGGACUUCAACUACAGGAAGUGAAUGUAACUCUGGAUCCAGACACAGCUGAUCCUUACUGCCUUAAGAUCUCCAAAGAUCGAAAAAGAAUCACAGGAUUUAAGGGAUUUUUCGGUAAACGUGCUGUCCUUGGCUGGCAGAUGUUCUCAUCAGGGCGACAUUUCUGGGAUGUUAUUGUAGACCGUACAGGAGAAUGGAGUGUAGGGGUUACCAGCGAGCCAGAGAACUUGAAAGAUGUUCAUGCCAAGACCAGGAAGUGGCGGAUUAGGGAAUGGGAAGGGAAAUACACGGCCAUCUCUCCGUCAAAACGCUUUGACCUGGUCCUGUCUGAGAGGCCCAAGAGAAUCCGCAUCUCUCUCAACUGUGAAGGGGGUCAAGUGAGCUUCUUUGAUGCCAGGACCGCAGCUCUGCUCCAUACAUUCUCAGACGCUUCCUUGGUUGGAGAGACCCUCCUGCCCUAUUUCUAUUUGCAUGAAGGCGGCUGCAUGACACUCCCCUAACAGGUUAGGUGGCCUUGUAAAUUGAGGAGUGGAUCAAUCAAUUGAUCUAGAGAGAAAUAACCUGACCAUCAUUUAAAUGUCUCUGAAUUUU
Messenger RNA from Notechis scutatus (mainland tiger snake), 760 nucleotides. The record is from RefSeq and is a predicted model, not a curated record. Lineage: Eukaryota; Metazoa; Chordata; Lepidosauria; Squamata; Elapidae.